Messenger RNA from Linum tenue, 885 nucleotides. The record is from the annotation of a GenBank genome assembly. NCBI's taxonomy places the organism in Eukaryota, Viridiplantae, Streptophyta, Magnoliopsida, Malpighiales, Linaceae.
AUCGAAGAAAAACUAAAAAACCUUAUAUCCUUUGCCUUCCCUUUCUUCAUCUGCAAAGAAGCAAAAGGAGGAGAACAAGAACCGAGGAAAUUGGUUGCAGAGAUGAACAGCUUCACCGGCAGCGACAGCGAUGAAGAAAAGGGAUUGCUGUGGAAGCUUCCGGAAGUGAGGGUGAAGGACAUCGGGAAGGUCGGCCCAGCCUUCGGGUUCGGCGCCGGUUGUGGAGUCGGGUUCGGCGUCGGCCUGAUUGGAGGCUUUGGAAUCGGUCCUGGAAUUCCCGGUCUUCAGGCCGGUAUUGGAUUGGGUGCAGGUUGUGGGAUAGGUUAUGGCUUUGGUUAUGGUGUGGGGAAAGGCGUAGCUCAUGAUCACAACCGCAGAUACUCCAAUGUUGGCAACCAUUUCCGUGGUCGAUCCACUCUUUCCACUACGCAGGAUGAGAUUGGUGCCCUGUUAAGUGAAUUUGCUGUAAAGGCGGAGAGGAGAGUUAAGGCGAUUGCUAGAGAUUGGAAGAGGGAUGAGCUUGGUGCCCUGUUAAGUGAUUUUGCUGUCACCGCGGAGAGGAUAGUUAAGGCAACUUCAAGAGAAAUCGAAAAGUGGACGAGAUAGUUAACAAUGUUAACAGUAAAAGUUUGUACAUGCAUUUCUGAUAUUGCAACUUAUUAAACAUCACACUGCUUGCUUGGAGUUAGCGCUUUGGGUGGUACUGUAAUAUUGUGAGGUUUCAUGUCGGUCAUUUGGUGCCUGCCAAUUAGAAACAUUGCAGCGCUCGAACACCUAUUUAUCCGCUGCCCGGUAGCAAUUUUCCUUUGCCAUCCAGCAUCCACAUUGAUGCAAUUGCAUUUUGCAAUUACAUUUGUGGUUUUUUUUACACAUCAUUUUUCAAAC